Molecule: messenger RNA, 1831 nt
Organism: Cynara cardunculus var. scolymus (artichoke)
Lineage: Eukaryota; Viridiplantae; Streptophyta; Magnoliopsida; Asterales; Asteraceae
Product: ultraviolet-B receptor UVR8
Exons: 9
Coding region: 395-1558 (387 amino acids)
Source: RefSeq, a predicted model, not a curated record
AAUUUUAUGGGCGAGAUUGGUAUGUUUACAUAUUGCUGGAUUGAUUUGGUACUUGUAUCAAGGUUCAGUAUUGUUUUUAUUGAUCGUUUGUUGUGGGAACUAAUCAUCCAACCAAAUUGGAAGUGAACGUACCUAAAUUUGGAGGAUACUUUCUGCUUCUGCAUAAAAUAUACUUUUUGUUCGAGAACCUGAAACACAAAUCGCGUUGAUUUAUUGAUCCUUCAGUAACCAAGAAAUCUGCUACAAUUGAUACUGGAGAAGCAGAAGUAUACUUCACUUUCGAGAUAAUCUGAUUGUCUGACAAGCUUCAUUUGCAACAAACAUAUUUUUUUUGGUAAUCUGACCAAUUUGGAGUUUAAUCUAGCACUUGAUCAUAAGCAACUAGAAAAGCGAAAUGGAAGCAAAAGAAAGAGUCGAUGAUACAGAAGAAAAAGAAGUAUGGAGUUGGGGAGCAGGUACAGAGGGACAACUAGGAACUGGCAAACUUCAAGACGAGCACAUUCCUCAACUCCUCCCUAUUCUCUCUUCUUUAUCUCUCUUGUCUUGUGGCGGGGCUCAUGUCAUUGCUCUCACUCCUGGUAAACUGGUGUUGACUUGGGGAAGGGGCACAUCUGGUCAACUUGGCCAUGGGAAUCUGGUCAAUAGCUUAGAACCAAAACCUGUAGAUCUUUUAAAUAACUACAAUAUAACCCAUGUCUCAGCUGGUUGGAACCACUCGGGUUUUGUUUCAGAAUCUGGACACCUAUAUACUUGUGGUGACGGCUCAUUUGGUCAGCUUGGGCUGGGUGAUUACAGGUCACAGAAUUGUCCGAUAAAAGUCUCAUGCUUUGCAUUUAGGCAUGUUGAGCAAAUUGCAUGCGGGAUGCGCCAUUCACUAGCUUUGUUGAAAGGUGAACAUGGAGACCAAGUAUAUGGUUUUGGAUCCGGGAAGCGUGGUCAAUUAGGAACAUCUAACGAGAAAAUCAAAUCUAUAAGUCUUCCACAGAGUGUUUCUGGAUUGGAGGAGGUCAACGUUAGUAGUAUCAGUGCAAAUGGAGAUCAUAGUGCAGCAUUAUCUGCUGAUGGGCAUUUGUACACUUGGGGAAGAGGGUUCGGUGGUACUCCAGAUGUUUCUUGUCCCAAUCGAGUGAUUUCACCAUUCUCAUUUACGCAGGCUACCCUUGGGUGGAAUCAUGCCUUGGUACUAACAGAUGAAGGGGAAGUUCUUAUGCUUGGUGGCAGCCAUCACGGGGUUCAUAACAACCCUCAAAAGGAAAAUUUGGCGAAUCAGGAUUCAAACGAUGUCCAUUUACAGAAAAUUCAUGGUCUCAACGGGAUAAAAGUUGCAGGAAUUGCAUCAGGGGCAGAACACUCCGUCCUUACCACAGAAAAUGGAGUGGUAAUGACGUGGGGAUGGGGUGAACAUGGUCAGCUUGGUUUAGGAUGCACAUCUGACCACACUAGUCCUCAGGUCGUAAGAUUGGGCGAAAAUAUUGCACACAAACAUAUGACGUCAAAAGUCUACUGUGGAAGUGGUUUUACGUUCGUUGUUCGGACUCAGAGAGGGAAACGAUAUUAGAAAGAGCAUAACGAGUGGUGGGAUGGCAAGCAUUGGCUUAUCGUUUGCAUGCAUGAUGCAUACUUUUCUUUUGGUAACUGUGGAUGUUUAUGUCAGCCUGUGUGUAUCUUCAUUAAUCCUAUGCCUCCUGAGGAGUCUCAAACUGAGGACAUACUUGCAGUUUUUGGUGCUUGAGGAUAUGGCCACCAAUAUAAAAGAUUGAAUGUAAAUGAACAAAUGAGACCAUUGUUCAUGUUUGUUUAUAUAUUUAAAUGAGCAAAAGAAAGUGUCCAU